This is a messenger RNA of Periconia digitata, 601 nucleotides long. NCBI's taxonomy places the organism in Eukaryota, Fungi, Ascomycota, Dothideomycetes, Pleosporales, Periconiaceae. The record is from the annotation of a GenBank genome assembly.
UGUUGCAACCUCCCUCCCUUAUACACUCACUCACACUCUCUCGUACCCAGGAAAAGUCAGUAAGCCUUGCAUUAUUUGGUUGUCAUGUCUAUUCUGGAUAGCUUCCAUUCUCCAGCCGGCAAGCGACCAAAGCGGACAAUGUAUCUUGGAUGCCGCCAAUCAGGCCGGCCGUGCAUGCUGCCAGCCUACUGCCAUCGCGAGCAUAUUCAUCACCACCUCCCAAACCUUCCAUGAUUCGACCCGCACGCCGUGUCUGUCUGGUACUGCACAUACAGCCAUCCAUCAGUCCAUUCCUCUGGUCCGUCAGUCGGUCAGUCAAUCAGUGUCUCAUUCUCCGCAGAUGUCAUCUAUGCGCCAUUUCCCCCAUACUUGUCGCGUCUUGCUGAGCCCCCCUGUCCUGCCGCUGCCGCUGCCGCUGUCAUGGUCGCCCAUCCAGCGGCGACUGUUUGCGCCCCCGCCGCCAGCCCGGCCAUGCUCUGCAUACUUACUUGCCUAUCCGCCAUGCUACUAUGCUAUUGCACGUCUAACUUACCUGGUGCCAUCAUCCACUUCACCUUUGUCCCUCCGAGGCGCACUCGGCGGGCAAAACCGAGGAAACUGA